Messenger RNA from Sardina pilchardus (European sardine), 2114 nucleotides. RefSeq lists its product as uncharacterized. Bases 323 to 997 code for a protein of 224 amino acids. The record is from RefSeq and is a predicted model, not a curated record. Lineage: Eukaryota; Metazoa; Chordata; Actinopteri; Clupeiformes; Clupeidae. The transcript has 7 exons.
AGCGAGCUACUGUAUUGGAGCGCUUUGAUUCCUCGGGAGGCUAUACACCUGCGUCGGGCCGGUUUAAGGAAUAGGUAAUUGACUACAGUCUGUUCUCACAAAGAUCGACAACAGCUGAGCGUGAGUUCCUCAACAACGAAGAGGAUGCUGUAACCUAGUUCCCUUCUCCGUCAAAGGAAGGAAGUGCUCUGAACUCACCCUGUACACAAUGAGCAUUCCCUGUUGCUUUUGUCACAGAAACUCGAACAAGAAACAAAGGCAGAGACACAUUGAAAACAGAAAGAGAAGAUCAUUGUUAUAGCUAUUUACAAGAUAAUCUGAGAUGGCUGUAGAUCAGUUUCCUAGUAAAACCACUGAGCAGUUUGGAGAUUUUGAGGAGUGGUCCAACGCCACCUCAUCAGAUGGUUGCCUUGGCGACUGGAGUGAUUUUCAUGACAGUAAAACCUGGGAAGGAGACCGACCUGCUUCACCUGUUUCUGCUCAGGAGCGCUCCUCAAAGUCCAUUGAGGCUGUGCAGAGUUGCGAAGCCCCGGAUCCAUGGAGAGUUUUCAGCGAGUGCUUCCCGGACGAGGGUACGCUAAUAACUGAUCCUGGCGACCUUGAGACGCCAACCCUGUCGGAGCUGCUUAGGAGCCCCUCACGCACACAGUCGCAGUCAGGGGGCACUAGCAGUGGGGUGACGAGUGUGUGUGGUCGUCUGCUGUGUGAGGAGAGCUCGGUGAGGCGGUCGGCACCCAGGCCCAGCACACACUCCCUCUCCCAGCUCCUCAGCACACUUCCUCUGGUGGAUCCACACACACACAACACAGAGGAUAUGGCCCUGCCAGACAUGGAAUUAGAAAAAACUGAAGACCAAAGCCCGCCAUCUGCCCUCAUACAGACUAAGCUGUUGGCUCCAUCCUGCUUCCCCCAGACCCCCCCGUUCAUGUACCAGGUGUCCCUGCGCUGGAUCAGGCAGUGCAACAUCCAACUGCAGGCCCACAAGCAGGGCAAAUGACCGCUGCCAUGGCGCCCUCAACAGGCAUAUCCAACAAUAGACACACAGGCAUCAACAUGGCAAAUGACUGUUGUAAUGAUGCCCUCAACCGGCAUAUCCAACAACAGACAAACUCCCAUCAACAUGGCUGAAGACCUCCUGCAGUGAUGCCACCAACAGGCAAACUCCCAUCAACGUGGCAAAGGCCUGCGAUGAGAUCCUCAACAGGCAUGCCAACCUGGCAAAGACAUUCAUUCAAGUAUGCUCAAGUUCUCAGGCCCUGUACCAGAACGCAGGUGUUGGCCAGGCCAUGGAAGAGUUCAAAUAGAGAUAUGUAACAUAUAUAACAUAUUCAACAGCGUCUAAUUUCACAUUUUCUUUGCUCUGUGGUGAAGUGUGCCAUGAGGAGGGCGCUAUCGCCCAGAUGUUUACUCUGCUGCCUUAUCUCACUUACUGCGCACUCCUGUCCACCAAACACUGAAAAACAUACUCCAAUGGCAUACACACGCACACACACACACACACACACACACACAUUCAUACCCAUUCAGCUAUGCACUCUUUUAACCAAAGAGGUGCCAAUCCUUUGCUCUGGAUAUUCAACUGGACUGUUCAAAAUGCUAGUGUCCUUCAACAGUGCUAGCUAAUCUCUGGCCCGGUCAUCCCUCAAUGACUUUUAGCAUUUACGCUUGAUCUCCGCAUCUGAUCGUUUGCACACCAAAUCUGAUCACAGAUGCUGCCAUUGUGGAUGUAGAUCGACUCAGUUACACCCUGCAAAACCAAACAGUGAUUUGAAACGCUAAUUUUGACAACAGGCCCCAGUCGUGGCGCGACUGACUGGGGCACCUGCACCGCACGCAAAAAAAAAAUAAAAAAUUGACACCACAGAUGAAUGAAGUCAGCUCUUAGGCAGAGCCACUCCCAGAGAAGAAGUCAGUUUAUGAGUUAUGAGUACACUAGUAACACGGGGCACUUUUUAGUUAUUGUUUAACUAGUUUAUUUAGUCAAGUUAUUGUUUGGCAGUUGGGUCUGUUGUCGUGAAGACACCACCUGAUUAGCAGAACUGCUCAAGGACAUGGGCUGCGUAGCUUGCUUUCCAAAACUCAAAGGAAGACGUUUGGGGGACCGGCGGAGAGAG